UGUGGUCCAUCAUCAGCCCCACUCUCGCUGUCAGGGGCCGCGCUAACGAGCUCCCGCUCCCGGAGCCGUUGUUGGGAUUUACCCCGGGGCGCACUGACCGCUGCCCCACUGCAGCCAUGCAGCCGACGCAAGCACCACUCCACAAGGGGAUCGGCUCCGUGGACCAACUGACUUUCGGGGUUCGGAUUCACUGUGGAUGAAAACGUUUACGCGCCAUUCCAGCGGCGUCAAUUACGCAUGAAAUGCGCCCCAGGUGGAUUCCCCUCUGGAGGUGAGAAGAUUCUUUCUCAGCUCUUUCUCAGAGUUUUUUUUUUCAACAGCUGGUGACUCGUGUCCGGUCUCCUCCGGAAAGCUGUGAGCUGCGAUGACGGUGACCUACACGGCCCGGGUGGCCAACGCGCGCUUCUGCGGCUUCUCCAAACUGCUCCUGGCCUGGAAAGGCAGCAUCUACAAGGUGCUGUACAAAGAGUUCCUGGCUUUCUUCGUGCUGUACGCCGCCAUCAGCAUCACCUACAGAUUUUUUCUGUAUGAGGACCAGAAGAGAUACUUUGAGAAGCUGGCCAUCUACUGCAACCACUACGCCAGCCUGAUCCCCAUGUCAUUCGUGUUGGGUUUCUACGUGACCCUGAUAGUGAACCGGUGGUGGAACCAGUAUACCAGCAUCCCGCUGCCGGACCGGAUCAUGUGCGUCUUGUCAGGAGGCCUGCAGGGGAACGACGAGCGAGGCCGCCUGCUUAGACGCAGCAUGAUGCGCUACGCCAGCUUGUCCGCACUGCUCAUCCUCCGCUCCGUCAGCACAGCCGUUUUCAAGCGCUUCCCCACCAUGGACCAUGUGGUGGAGGCCGGAUUCAUGACCAGAGAGGAGCGUAAGAAGUUCGAGGGUCUCCACUCUCCCUACAACAAGUACUGGAUCCCCUGUGUUUGGUUCACCAACCUGGCUGCAGUGGCUCGCUGCGAGGGCAGAAUCAGAGACGACCACGCGCUCAAGCUCCUGCUGGAGGAGCUGAACGCCUUCAGAGGGAAGUGCAGCUUGCUGUUUCAUUACGAUAUGGUCAGCGUGCCCCUGGUCUACACUCAGGUGGUGACUUUGGCGGUGUACAGCUUUUUCCUGGUGUGUCUGAUUGGCCGUCAGUUUCUGGACCCCAGUCAGGGUUACCAGGGCCACGAUCUGGACCUGUAUGUGCCCAUCUUCACGCUGCUGCAGUUCUUCUUUUAUGCAGGCUGGCUGAAGGUUGCAGAGCAGCUGAUCAACCCCUUUGGAGAAGAUGAUGACGACUUUGAGACCAACUGGCUAAUCGACAGAAACUUUCAGGUCUCCAUGAUGGCGGUUGAUGAGAUGUAUGGAGAUCUGCCGGUGAUGGAGAGAGACCGGUACUGGAACGACUCCAAUCCUCGGCCCCCGUACACGGCGGCCACGCUCUUCGGCCUCCGCAAACCCUCCUUCCAGGGCUCCACCUUCGACAUGGCGAUCCCUAAAGAGGAGAUGCACUUCCAGCCUCUGGAGGACAUCGCCGAGAACAUGGAGGAGUGCGGCACGCGCCACCCCAACAUCGCCCUGUUCAACCGCCUGCUCGGCGCUGCCCACUCGCCAUCUGGUUUUAUGGGCGGGGCUUUUCGCCGUACGUCGGCACAGCUUCAGAGGCUCCAGCACUCCCCCAGCAUUGACCGCUGCAUCAGCGAUGACGAGGAGGAGGAGGAAGAGGAGGACAGCUGUAAAAUGGGGAAGGCUGGCUCCUUGCCGUCCGGCCUGGGGCAGGACACCCAGAGUACACUGUGCAGCUUCAGGGAUGACGGGGGUGGGAGAACGCCUCUGCUGGACCUUCACUUUGGGGUCGAGCAGGAUCAGGGUGGGGAAAGUCCUCCUUCCAAUGUGAAAAGGGAGCCGGAAGAGAAGGGCAGCAGAAAGAUGAAGGGCGGACGCAGUAAUGAGAAGGGACAGACGUGCACGGUGUCACCGCUGCCCCCCUCACCUCAGACAGCCCCCGCUACCUCCCGACCCACCUUUCUGCUCCACCUGGAGCACUGCAGGUCCCAGCCGUCCAUCAGCAACCACGUCCUUGGGCCUGCAACCGCUGACCCCUCGUCAGCUGGAAUCAAGAUGUCCCUCCUUGCUGUGCCCUCCGAGGGCGAGCCGCAGCGUGCUCGCAGCGUGAGCAUGGGGUCAGAGUUCACCGCGUCUUAGGUGGCCGCUGCCGAUGUUCUCCCGGAAAAGCAGACGCAGCACUUACCUGGAAACAACUUUUUUAGUCCGACGCUUUGGGAAGUUUCCGCCGAAAACGUCCUCCUGUCUUAAAAACCGGAGGCUGAGACACAAACUUCAUCUGUUUGAGGGUUCUUCGAGUGUGUUCAAGGCUGACGUUCACCGGUCCGUCUGCGGGGCGCCUCCAUUGACCCAAAAGAAUAGAUCGUUCGUUAAUCAAUCAGUCAGAAUAUGUCUAUGAAGACUCUCAUUCAUCCCGGUGGAUUCCAUCAUAGUAGUAGGUUUA
Molecule: messenger RNA, 2486 nt
Organism: Oryzias latipes (Japanese medaka)
Lineage: Eukaryota; Metazoa; Chordata; Actinopteri; Beloniformes; Adrianichthyidae
Product: bestrophin-2a
Molecular function (GO): chloride channel activity
Source: RefSeq, a predicted model, not a curated record